AUGGGAAAAAAGUUUGAUGCGCUACUUGGCCGGAAAUUUAAAACCUCAAAGCUUAAAACCACCCUAAACCUUGCCAUCCCCCGCCUUUCACAACUCAAAAAGCAUCGCCUUGCAAGGUUUACCAUCGCCCACUCCGAUGUCAUCCAACUCCUCCGCCUUAACCACCACCAACAAGCCCUCCUUCGGGUUGAGCAAGUGAUCAAGGACCAAAACAUGUUGGAUGUGUAUGACAUGAUACAUGGCUAUUGCAAUCUCCUCAUACAAAGGAUCAACCUCAUAGAACAAGUCAAUGAAUGUCCAAAAGAAUUGGAAGAGGCAGUAUCAAAUCUAUUAUAUGGGGCUCCAAGAUGUGGGGAGUUUCCAGAACUUCAAGAGAUUCGUGCGAUUUUAACGAGUCGUUUUGGAAAAGAAUUUGCUGAGGGUGCUAGCGAGUUACGAAGAAACUGUGGAGUUAGUCAAAUGAUGAUACAAAAACUGUCACCCGCACAAUCGACUUUGGAAUGCAGAAUGAAGAUACUUAUGGAUAUUGCCAAAGAGAAUGGUAUAAUUUUGCAACUAGAUAUAUAUUCUCCCGAGAUAAGAAAGGAGAAAGUGGUGGAGAAAAAGAAAAUUGAAAAUAAAAUGAAUUUCUCUGAGUCAAAAAAUUAUAAAGAUGCAGCAGAAGCAGCACAAGAUGCAUUUGAAUCAGCGGCUUAUGCUGCAAUUGCCGCCAGAGCAGUUGUGGAACUCGCUCGCUCAGAGUCAUUUGUUUCUGAUAGUUCAGAUUCAAAUUCAGACGAAAAUGAAUCAUUUCAUUCUGCUAAAGAUUAUAUUACUUCACAAGGACAACAAGUAAAUUUAGAAAAUAAGCUAAAUUCUACAGGGAUCAAACGAUUGCAUAGGCAAUAACCGGUGGAAGUAGCUUAUUGUUUUUUUAAGGUUUCUUUCAUUUAUGGUGGUAAUUAAUAAAUUAAAUGCUUUUUGGUAUCUAAAAGUUUGUAUUUUAGCUAUUCGACUUUUGUAUAUAGGAAAUUUUACAAUUUGGUAUUAUGUUGAAAAUCGGGAUAUUUUGUAGAGCUUGAAUUAGAAAAUAUUCAACAUUGCAUUUUUACUA
This is a messenger RNA of Lactuca sativa (garden lettuce), 1093 nucleotides long. Its product is annotated as Regulator of Vps4 activity in the MVB pathway protein. The record is from RefSeq and is a predicted model, not a curated record. Gene Ontology annotation, biological process: protein transport. NCBI's taxonomy places the organism in Eukaryota, Viridiplantae, Streptophyta, Magnoliopsida, Asterales, Asteraceae.